Molecule: messenger RNA, 987 nt
Organism: Papaver somniferum (opium poppy)
Lineage: Eukaryota; Viridiplantae; Streptophyta; Magnoliopsida; Ranunculales; Papaveraceae
Exons: 2
Coding region: 1-987 (328 amino acids)
Source: RefSeq, a predicted model, not a curated record
AUGAAAGAGCAUUUCAUCGCCCUAGAAGAAAUCCAGGAAGAGUCAAGAGAUAAAGGAGUGCAAGAAGCUAGUGCAGCGCCCGAGUCAACGUCGGACGAUACUCAAAGGCGGCCCGAGAAGAGACCGAGUCCGCCCGUGCGAGGAAAUGGGAAGAAGGAAUGGAUAGCUAAAGGGAAGAGGCCAAGGCACGAGGCGAGAACAUACACCCCUUUGAAUGCUCCACUGGAAGAAAUCUUCAAAGAAGUCGAAAAAAAGAUUGACAUCAUAUACCCAGCUUCAAGAGGGAUACAGUUCGAAGAGACCAAGGAUCACCCGGAAUAUUGCCAUUAUCAUCAGUAUCGAGGCCACUCUACAAACAACUGUCGAGAAGUGAAAGACACCGUGCAACACCUUAUCAGAGAUGGUUAUCUGAGACAGUUCGUCCGUCAUCCAGCCCAGACGACCGCAGCUCCCAAUGCACCAGUCCAUCAGAUUCGGAUCGACAGAUCCACGCAGUUUGUCAACACGAUUUCGCAUUCCGCCACUCAAGCGUACAAUCUGAAUCCCGGAAUAGUGUCUAGAAUCCACAAGAGAGAUCAUAGUGGGAAGGAAAUUUUCAGUGUAGCAAAAUCUUUUCCUAUGGAACCAUGGAUGGUGCGACCUAUCUUUUUCUCGGCCCAGGAUGUCCCGAUGAACGACCAAGCUCACAAUGAUCCUUUGGUUAUUACCCUGCUAAUUGAGGAAUGGGGGGGGGAAGUAACUCUAAGGGUAUCGGAUGGAGGUGGCUACCUGGAUACUUUAACCACAUUCUGUGUGGUUGAUGUCGCCUCGCCCUAUGAAGCUAUUAUCGGAAGACCAUGGAUCGCGGGAAUCAAAGGAGUGUCAUCGGCCUAUCAUCAAAGAUUACGGUUCCCAACGUACAAGGGGAUAGCAGAAGUCGUAGGAUAUCCACAAGCAGCCCGACAGUGCAUGCAGGCCGACUCCCAGAUAAAUGAGGAGCGGCGAUAA